GAGUGGGAGCGUGUACACAGUUUGAGAGGGCUGGACCUGCCCUCCUGGCUUCCGAGCCGCAAGUCUGCACUGCACGUCCUAUAUUUUAAACGAUUAGCACUAAACGACUCGCAUCAGAGAAAGCCACGAUUCGUUUCGAAGGCGGUGCCUGUCUGCACAUCAGUAUGUAUCCUGUUGGAGGGAUAUCUGCAACCAUAAACGCCAACAGGCUGCGAGCAGAAGGCAUGGGCUCCAACAAGCAUGCGAUCCACUUCUCCAACCAGGACUAUGAGGCACUGAAGCAACAGUGCAUUGAGUCGGGCUGCCUUUUUGAAGACCCCUGUUUCCCCGCAGAGCCCCCAUCGCUUGGCUUCAAGGAGCUCGCUCCCUAUUCUGCAAAAACCAGAGAUGUAGAGUGGAUGAGACCUACGGAACUAGUGAAUCAGCCUCAAUUCAUUGUAGGUGGUGCCACCAGAACGGACAUCUGUCAAGGAGCAUUGGGGGACUGCUGGCUCUUGGCUGCCAUUGCUUCUCUCACCCUGAACGAGAAGCUGCUUCAUCGGGUUGUCCCACUUGGCCAGUCAUUUGAUGACAGCUACGCUGGAAUUUUCCACUUUCAGUUCUGGCAAUUUGGCGAAUGGGUAGACGUCGUCAUAGAUGACCGACUUCCUGUAAAAGAUGGCGAGCUGAUGUUUGUGCAUUCUGCUGAGGGCAAUGAAUUCUGGAGUGCACUGCUGGAGAAGGCUUAUGCUAAGCUGAAUGGCACCUAUGAGGCUCUGUCUGGAGGAAGCACCACUGAAGGUUUUGAGGACUUUACAGGUGGCGUAUCGGAGUCUUACGAACUCGGCAAAGCUCCCAGAGAUCUGUACAAAAUCAUCCGUAAAGCUCUGGAGAGAGGCUCCCUGCUGGGCUGCUCCAUUGAUAUCACAAGUGCCUUUGACAUGGAGGCUGUAACAUUCAAGAAACUGGUGAAGGGCCACGCCUAUUCAGUCACUGGACUGAAGGAGGUGGAUUACCGUGGCAGACUGGAGCGUUUAAUCCGAAUUCGUAAUCCUUGGGGCCAGGUGGAGUGGACCGGUGCCUGGAGUGACAAUUCUUCUGAAUGGGAGCAUGUUGAUCCAUCUGAACGAGAUGAAGUCCAUUUGCAGAUGGAAGACGGAGAGUUCUGGAUGGCUUUCAGUGAGUUCCUGAAGCAGUUUUCCCAACUUGAAAUCUGCAACCUGACUGCCGACGCACUGAAGGAGGACACUGUCAGCCACUGGAACACCAUCAAGUUUCAUGGUACAUGGAGGAGAGGCAGCACCGCUGGAGGCUGCAGGAAUAAUCCCAACACAUUCUGGAUCAACCCUCAGUAUAAGAUCACAUUGCUGGAGGAGGAUGAUGAUGAUCCUGACGACGACGAGGUCGCCUGUAGUUUCUUGGUAGCGCUGAUGCAGAAGGACCGCCGCAGAUAUCGCCGACACGGUCAGGAUAUGCACACCAUUGGCUUCGCUCUUUAUGAGAUUCCAGAGGAGUUUAAAGGCUGCCAGAAUGUCCACUUGAAGAAGAAUUUCUUUCUGAGCAAUCAGUCUUGCGCUCGCUCUGAGACUUUCAUUAACCUGCGGGAGGUGAGCACACGGCUCCGUCUACCUCCUGGAGAGUACCUCAUCGUCCCCUCCACAUUUGAGCCCGGUAAAGAGGCUGACUUUGUCCUCCGAGUCUUCACUGAGAAGCAAUCAGAAACAGAAGAACUGGACGAUGAAAUCUCUGCUGAUUUAGGAGAAGAGGUAUGGAAAACUUACUUCCACUUGAGUUAUAUUGGUGGCAAUUCAAACGUAUCAACUUAUGUACUGAUAAUCAACCUGAUAUAUGAUUCACUUUCCCACCAGGAUGAAAUAACUGAAGAUGACAUUGAUGAUUCCUUCAAGUCCAUGUUUGCUCAACUAGCUGGCGAGGACAUGGAAAUUUCCAUUCGGGAGCUGAAGACCAUUCUGAACAGAGUCGUCUCGCGCCAUAAAGAUCUGAAGACGGACGGCUUCAGUAUGGAAUCCUGUAGAACCAUGGUCAACCUUAUGGAUAAGGAUGGAAGUGCGCGUUUGGGAGUGGUGGAGUUCCAGCUUCUUUGGAACAAGAUCCAAAAGUGGCUGCUCGUUUUUAGACAGUUUGAUCUUGACAAGUCAGGUGCCAUGAGUUCCUAUGAGAUGCGUCUUGCUGUGGAGGCAGCAGGUUUUAAACUAAACAACAGACUAAACGAGAUUCUGGUGGCCCGGUAUGCAGAGAAUGAGAUGAUUGAUUUUGAUAACUUUAUCUGUUGCUUGGUUAAGCUUGAGGCCAUGUUCAGGUCUUUCCUGCAGUUUGACAAAGAGGCAUCAGGAGUGGCUGAAUUGACUCUCAUAGAAUGGCUGUACCUGACCAUGUGUGGUUGAAGAGGACUACCGAUUGAGGGACAGCAGCAGCCUGCCGUGAUUGGUUUUAACACUCAGCCUUGAUAAUCCAGUCACAUUUCCCACUGUAGCGUACCCAAAGUAGCAAAGAAACUCCAUUAAACAUACACUUACAUCCAAAAAUCCAUCCAGGCCGAGGGUCUCGCACUAAAAACUUGUAAAACUAUGCAAACCUAAAGUAUGUAGCUAUCACUCCUGCAUGAGUAUAUGCGUAACCACAGAAUGACAAGUUAUUUGCAUGGUGAUAUUCCUAUAUAUUAGGUUGGCUCCUACUUCACAGUAAAAACAUUUAAGGUAGUGCUUUAAAAAUUAUGUUUUUGAUAAUCAGUCUCAAUUGACAACAGUUUUUCCUACUUGUAUGACUUGUGUUGACAUUUUUAACAGGAUAGUGUUAAUUCAAUUUCAGUCAUAGGUGGCAAUACAGACUCGAGCUCAUGAUUGUCUUUUUAACUUUCAUUUUGUGUUGUUAGAAAUAUGAAGCAGAUCUAUGUGGGGUUUCAUCCCAAGGUUUUAUUUUGCACUGAAAUUUGAGUUUAAGGAAGCGCCUCGCACAAAUGCCUCACAUUGAGAAACAGUCGCAAACAUUUACAGGGAUCAUGAUAUUAGAAUGCCUUACUUGUCCUAAGCUAUGAAUGGCUAAAUAAAAAUGUGCCAGUUAUUUUGUGUUGUGCCUUCAAUAAAUAUUGCCAUUAACAUCA
This is a messenger RNA of Phycodurus eques (leafy seadragon), 3100 nucleotides long. RefSeq names its product calpain-1 catalytic subunit-like. Gene Ontology annotation, cellular component: cytoplasm. Lineage: Eukaryota; Metazoa; Chordata; Actinopteri; Syngnathiformes; Syngnathidae. The transcript is spliced from 22 exons. Gene Ontology annotation, molecular function: calcium ion binding; calcium-dependent cysteine-type endopeptidase activity. Gene Ontology annotation, biological process: proteolysis. The record is from RefSeq and is a predicted model, not a curated record. Bases 165 to 2384 code for a protein of 739 amino acids.